AUGUCGCCCGAUUCUUCCGCGUUUUCUCCUUCUCGCGCAGUUUUUGGAAGGACCUUAUCUACUCGUCGCAGCCUCGCCCUCAAGGCCCUCUCGCUCGUGAGCUUUCCGGGAUCGUCAACCAUUACUCUGCUAGCAAAUCCCGGAGACACUGGCGGAGAUAUCGGCGGAGAUAUCGGCGGAGAUACCGGCAGUGGCGGCGAAAUUGGGGGAGGGGGCGAUGCGGGGGAAGGCGGAGAACCUGGCGGACCUGGCGGAGACGUCGGCGGCGAUCAGGGCGGUCCUGAGGGCCCCCCUGGUGGCGACAACGGGGAUACCGCCAGUGGCGGAGAUCCCGGCAGUGGCGGCGACGUUGGGGGAGGCGAGGACGGCCCGCCACUGAUCGGCGCUGGCGGAAAGGGAGGAAAGGGCGGAAAGGGAGGGAAAGGUGGAAAGGGCGGAAAGGGAGGAAAGGGCGGAAAGGGAGGGAAAGGGGGCAAGGGGGGAAAGGGAGGGAAACCUGGUAACCAGCAGGGUGGAGCUGGCGGAGAGCAGGGGGAAGCUGGCGGAGAGCAAGGGGGAGCUGGCGGAGAGCAGGGGGGAUCUGGCGGACAGCAGGGAGGAUCUGGUGGAGAGCAGGGCGGGGCUGUUGAGGGGCAGGGGGGGUCAGGGGGGGCGGAUGGUAGCCAGACUGGGGGCAUAACGAGCACCGGAAAGGGCGGAAAGGGAGGAAAGGCUGGGAAAGGCGGAAAGGGUGGGAAAGGAGGGAAAGGGAGCAAGGGGGGAAAGGGAGGGAAACCUGGUAACCAGCAGGGCGAACCUGGCGGAGAGCAAGGGGGAUCUGGCGGAGAGCAAGGUGGGGCAGGCGGAGAGCAGGGGGGAUCCGGCGGAGACCAGGGAGGACCCGGCGGAGAGCAGGGGGAAUCUGGUGGAGGGGCUGGCGGGGAGCAGGGUGGGGCGGAUGGUAGCCAGACUGGGGGCACAACGAGCACCGGAAAGGGCGGAAAGGCUGGGAGGGGCGGAAAGGGUGGGAAAGGAGGGAAAGGGGGCAAGGCCUGCGUCGCCUUCCUAUUGGCCUCUCUGGUGCGUGUGUGCAUACAACCCUCCCUCAUCUCUCCCCAUUCGCAUUCACAUGGGGGGUCAUUGCAGCCUGCGUCGCCUUCCUAUUGGCCUCUCUGGUGCGUGUUUUCAUACAACCCUCCCUCAUCUCUCCCCAUUCGCAUUCACAUGGGGGGUCAUUGGAGCCUGCGUCGCCUUCCUAUUGGCCUCUCUGGUGCCUGUGUUCACAUCCCUUCUGCUAUAAACACCUCUUUCGGACCUUCCUCUCCUGUCGUCGCCCUCUCUAGAGCAACGGGUGCUGCAGCGUCCCUUGCAGCACAGCACGCGUCCCAUGCAGCACAGCAAGCCGUCCAAGCAGCAGAGACACACCCCACUGCCCCAGCAGAGCCAGCAACGUCCGCCACUCCUGCUGCGACCUCUUCCUCCCUGCAUCUUCUACAGCCUGUGCGUGCCUUGCAACACAGCAAGCUGUCCAAGCAGCACAGCAAGCUGUCCAAGCAGCACAGCAAGCUGUCCAAGCAGCACAGCAAGCUGUCCAAGCAGCACAGCCACACCCCGCUGCCCCAGCAGAGCCAGAUGCGCAUGCUGCACGGCAAGCAACCGCCCCUGCCUCUGCUGCGACCCCACCAUCCUCGCUUCACGUGCUACAGCCAAGAGGGAGUGCGAGUGCAGCACGUGGCAUGCUUCCUCCUCGCUCUGCUGCUCCCCGGAGCACACGUGGCCUUCCAUCCCGCCGACUUCCACGCCCUGCCUCCCUUUCGCCUGCUGCGAAUCCUCUCUGCCGGCAUAUGGCACAACAUGGUGGUGAGUGCUGGCAUAUGGCACAACAUGGUGGUGAGUGCUGGCAUAUGGCACAACAUGGUGGUGAGUGCUGGCAUAUGGCACAACAUGGUGGUGAGUGCUGGCAUAUGGCACAACAUGGUGGUGAGUGCUGGCAUAUGGCACAACAUGGUGGUGAGUGCUGGCAUAUGGCACAACAUGGUGGUGAGUGCUGGCAUAUGGCACAACAUGGUGGUGAGUGCUGGCAUAUGGCACAACAUGGUGGUGAGUGCUGGCAUAUGGCACAACAUGGUGGUGAGUGCUGGCAUAUGGCACAACAUGGUGGUGAGUGCUGGCAUAUGGCACAACAUGGUGGUGAGUGCUGGCAUAUGGCACAACAUGGUGGUGAGUGCUGGCAUAUGGCACAUCCAAGCACUGCUCUUCUUCCGCUCUACUCCUAGUCCCCCCCCAGGCCUCAAGGUACGUCCCUCCCCGUAUGUUCCAUUUCCUAGUAAAGAACGACUCUGCGUUUGCUUCAAGCCGUGUGCCUCAAGCCGUGUAACUCCAUCAUGCCUUUCCCCCGUUAUAGUCACAUAUGACAUCCGUGUGUGGUUUCUUCCCACCCCACCCCCAGGUUACAUCCGUGCAUCCGCUCUCCCCUCUCUUCAGUCACAUUCGCCCAGGAGACUCCUUACUAGCUCUGGACCACACUCCGCUUUCCUCUCCUGCCGACUGCACUCAUCUCCUCUCCCAUCUCUCCCACCUCUCCAAUCUCUCCUACCCUCUGCCUCCUUCCAUCCCUCCCUCACCUCCUUCCCGUGGGUAUUGCAUUUCCCUUUUGGCCAAUCACGAGCUGCCACCUGGAUUCCUGACUCCUCCGGCCUUUCCGGCCAAUGA
Closterium sp. NIES-65 is the source of this 2691-nucleotide messenger RNA. The record is from the annotation of a GenBank genome assembly. NCBI's taxonomy places the organism in Eukaryota, Viridiplantae, Streptophyta, Zygnematophyceae, Desmidiales, Closteriaceae.